Molecule: messenger RNA, 2500 nt
Organism: Bursaphelenchus xylophilus (pine wood nematode)
Lineage: Eukaryota; Metazoa; Nematoda; Chromadorea; Rhabditida; Aphelenchoididae
Source: the annotation of a GenBank genome assembly
AUGCCGGUGCGACUGUUCCCGUCACAGAGCGCAGCCGCCGACCCUCAGCAGGCCCAGUCCAGCCAAACCAAUCCUAAUCAUCAGACCGCCUUUGUGUUGCGUCAAACCGACCCCGAUCCCUGGUUGGAGUUGCGGGAGCUGGCCGAGAAGGAGCCUGAGAGCACGGGUGCUACUCCAUUUACUGGUGCUGCCAGCGGUGUCAACGAGACCCAGCCAUUGUUGGGGAAGAAGAAACGGGCCAGUUCCGGAGCGGAGAUCAAGCCUUGGCCGUUGAAGACUCGGCAACAAUUCGAGAACGUGUGUCCUAGAAGUGUCUCGUGGUCGCUAGCCAAACCCAAUCCCAAGGAUCCCAUCAAACAACGGCCGUCUUUUGGAGACUCUGAUAACUUCAACAACAAUCACAGUUUCGAGAAUUUCGAGAAGCGACCGGCCGAUCUCAGGCCAAGAGGAAGUUACAAACGAGCUACUCAUCGACCUCCAUCUUUCCGACUUAAGACAUCACCACAUCCGAGCAGCCUAAUUCCCCCAAGAAGUCCACGUUUGGUCCCGAACGGAGGGCCAACCAAGCCCAGUCCAUUACUCACGCCCGAUCCUUUGUGGUCGCCGGCUUCACGGCAUCUGAGUGCCGUUCCUUUCGCACCUCUAGCGCCGCCAUUUAAUUUUUUCGGUGGUGGGUUCGGACGGCGAGAUUACUUUGGAGGUCCAUAUCAGGUGGGUUUUAAUUUAUUCAAAUUUCAUGUUUUCGAAUUUAAUUUACGCAAGUUUUGGGGUAAACAAUCAAAGAACAAAAAGUGAUGCUGAAGUUCUUAUUACAUUAUACAUACCACCAUAACUCACGGCAAUCUUGGCUUAUAAAAUUAACAUUAUAUCCGCAAAAAUAAUAUUUUUGUUGAACAAACAGCAUGAUUUGUGAAAUGAUGUGUUCAAAGUAAUUUCCCGCCUUAGUGCAAGACUCCAGCGGCCAUUUCAACACAAAUUUACCAUGUUUCCAACUGUGCCCUCGGGGCAAUUAUCCCGCUGCUGUAAACAUUCCUUCCUUUCUUAUCCGCAUCUUUCAAUAUUUCCAUUUUACAUUGUGAAUUCUCCGCUCAAGAUUCUCGCUUCGUAAUUUCACUGUAAUUGACAACACUAUUGAAGGAAAAGAGUAAAAUUUUGACCCAAAGAUUGGAGACAUCUCCAGGUACGUAACUGUUAUGACUGAAUUCCAACUUAUAUCCAGUUGUUUGACGACGACAACGAGAAACAAGUGCCGAGUGCAUCUUGAGUGACUUUCAACCACAAUUUUCCCACAUUUGGAUUGCACGGAGGGGUUUUCGGUUUCGGCGGUUUCCCUGUUCAAUCUUUACGAAGCGCCUUUUCUCGCUGGAAGCGAGAUCUACCAGUCUGGGACUCGCCUCUCAGCAGGCGUAUUGCAACUAUUCCUAGAAGUUUCCCUUUGGGCGAUCUGUAUUUUUCUGACGUGAAAUAUCUUAUAGUAGUUUUGCAACUCAGCCAGAAUUUGGGUAAGAACUCAGCGCUUCAAUAUCAACGAAAAUUUAGUCAACAAUUUUCUCAGCCCGACUAAAAACUGGACCAAUCCAACAUUCCAAAAAUCCAGCCAGUUAAGCGUUUACAACGACGUCAGAGUCUCGCUCAAGCCGCCGAACAACUCGAAGCCGAGCAAUCAUUCGCUGAUAUUCGACCAUUUGGCCGCCGCCGAACCUUGGCUUCUUUGGCUUUGGCCAAAUUCAAAACUCGAGUAAACUCCAAAUCUGCGGACAGUAUCUCUGAUCUACAAAAGUCGUUGGAGACCGAGGAGACGCAGAAAAAAGAAUCAACUGAUACCACCAAAGAGAAUCCCUCAGUCUGUGUAGCUGAAGAUUUGACAAAACCGGACAGCCCUUCUGAACCUACCAACCCUUCUUCAUCAAGAACUUUACGGCCUAGGUAUCUGACACGUCAACGCAGAUCUCUGCAACCGGCUUACGAGCCUCGGUUUGAGCCGACGCAAGAAGUUUCCUCACCGAAAACAGAGCGACUACAGCCGUUGCUGACCUUUACAUCAGGCAAAAAAGAUAAACCAACUGCUCCAGUGCGAAUAGUCACACCUCCAUCCAAUAUUCAAUCAAUCCAUCCAAAACCCUCGAUUCCUAUCGUCCUUUACAAUCAGCCAGAAACUGAGCAGGCCUUGGAAAAGUCUCAAACAAGCGAUAGCACUGCUACAGUUCCAAAAUCAACUACUUCUCGAGCAACUUCUACCAUCCGAAAGCUUCCUUAUUACCCGCCAAAAUAUACCGCACCAUCUCAACGGCCACAAAACAAUCGACCGGUAUAUCAACGGGCUUCCAGUGGGUACAGUAAUCGACUGCCAUCUUCGAAGUCGGUUACAGCGCGAGUUCAUCCACCCGCCGGUCGUAUGUGGACAGCCGAAGACGAGAGUGACGGCGAGGAAUCCCAACCGAGCUUUGAUUUGGACAGAAACGCCAACGAGGUGGGUUUAGAUUUGGAAUUGGAGGAUUGA